AUGCCCACCAAGCUGGUCAUGUCGUUUUUGGCUAAAAUUGACUACACCUUGACGGGUCGGGUUAAGGGUCCUGAACCGCAGGGCAUUGUGGUUCUAGUCAAGUGGAAUGCAAUGGGGCUGUGGCCACUGCAGUCACCCUGUAGUGGGUCUGGUCAGUGUGCAUCCGCAUGUUGUAUCGAGGACGUGAAUCAAAAGUGCCCCUCGAAGUUGAGAAUUGACAGUGGCUUCGCAUGCAAAAUGGAAAAUCGUCAAAAUCAGAUGGAACGGCAGAUGGGUCCGAGGCCUAGCCUGCAUCCGGGUGAGCGCAGGAGGCAAAUAUGCUGUCUGAUGGGUCAUGGUUGGCAAAUUUGGCGAGUGGGGAGUCGACUAGGGCAUGUCCUCUUGGUGCCGCCACAGGCGUUGGCUUAUUGUCUCUCACAGGCACAGCUUAGUGUGUUUGGAUUGGAGGAAGAUUGCAUGAAGCUAAAAGAGAGCAGAAAUUGA
Fraxinus pennsylvanica is the source of this 483-nucleotide messenger RNA. NCBI's taxonomy places the organism in Eukaryota, Viridiplantae, Streptophyta, Magnoliopsida, Lamiales, Oleaceae. The record is from the annotation of a GenBank genome assembly.